Stomoxys calcitrans (stable fly) is the source of this 1955-nucleotide messenger RNA. RefSeq names its product secretion-regulating guanine nucleotide exchange factor. Bases 623 to 1759 code for a protein of 378 amino acids. The transcript has 5 exons. Lineage: Eukaryota; Metazoa; Arthropoda; Insecta; Diptera; Muscidae. The record is from RefSeq and is a predicted model, not a curated record.
CUUCGCAUGCUUCUUUGGAUUUUUUAAAUUAAUUUUAGACUUUUAGAUAAGAACUUAAAUAUCUCAAAGAUAUCAAAGCUAAAAACUGUCGACAUCACUAUAGUUAUUUACAAAUGAAAUGAAACAUAGCUAAGAGAAUAUACCAACACCUAAAAAUAUAAAUUACCGCAGUAACUAGCAACUCCGCCCAUGAGAAUGCAGCAGAGAGCAGUGUUGGAGCAGAAUAUUUUAUUUAAAAAGCCAAGGCACACAAUGACAUCCUGCAGUUGCACGACACCCGUCGCAUGAAAAACAAGUCAAGUUCGAACAAAAACACGAAAAGAAAAUUAAACCUGAGAAAAUUUUAAAUGGGUUUAGAAAACCCCCAACAACAAAGUCAUACCAAAAAUAAUAUAAAACGGAAAUUACCACAAUUUAAUGCUAACAACAAUAGUCGGCAAGUGCAAGUGUAAAAAAUCUGAAGAAGGAAAACCGGCAACUGGUGGUUGCAAUAGCAAAUUCUGAUUUCGUAAAAAAGGGUUGAAUUUUUUGCUAUUUACUUGUGUGCGAACUUUUUGUGCAUGUUAGCUGCAUUGGAAGAAUACUUUGAUAGCACGCAAACCAUUGAACAAAAAUCCAGGAUAUGUCCGUUUAUGCAUGGGGCGCCAAUUCGCAUGGCCAACUUGGCCUUGGUCAUGAAUCGGAAAUGUGCACGACACCGCAGCGAUUAAGGAAAUGCUCAUUCACACCGUUAAGUGUACGCUCGAUUAGGGGUGGCGGAGGCCAUGUUUUGGUUUUGGAUGCAUGUGGGCAAGUCCAUGCAUGCGGCUGGAAUAAUCGUGGUCAACUGGGCCUAGAUUCAAUAAGGGAAUGUGUCAACGAAUUCAAAGUGAUACCGGGAAAGUUUUUCGAGGAUGUUCCCGUGGAUAUUAUUGCCUGCGGCUGGGACAUAUCUGGUUGUAUAACAAUGUCUCGUAAGUUAUACGUUUGGGGUUCAAAUGCCUUUCAACAAUUGGGCAUUUGUCAACGCGGUUUCACCUCAAUUCGUAAACCUUUUCAUAUGCAAUUACCUCGCAAUGAUACUCCCGUGCGCAUUAGCUUUGGUAUGCGCCACACUGCAGUUUUAACGGACGACUCAAAAAUAUACAUUUAUGGACGCCUAAGAACUUCUGAUAAUUGCCCAGAAGAGCUGAAUAUUGUCAAAAUUAGUCAAUGUGCAAUGAUAGCAAAACUCUUGCCACGCUUGAGUUCCGAAUUGCGUAUUCAGAACAUUUCGAGUGGUCAAAAUCAUUUGAUGAUGCACCUAGCACCCGCAGAAGAUCAGGCAGAGAAUAAUGCCCCAUCGAGGAGAAUUCUUGUAAUGGGUGAUAAUAAAUUUGGCCAAUGUAAUGCCUUUCAGUUCGAUGAGGAAAUUGUACAAAUUGCCACGGGUUGGACGCAUAAUGCGGUAAUGCUGAAAGAUUUACGUAUUUUGAUGUGGGGCCGUAAUUGCUAUGGCCAGUUAGGUCUGGGUGCAUAUACUGAAAACCAUCCAACACCCAUGGAACUGAAGUUGUCUAGUGCCUUAUUACCCAAAGAGAUACACAUGGGCUCGGAGCAUGGCCUAUUAAUGACCAAAGAUGGUGAUAUUCUAACAUGGGGUUGGAAUGAGCAUGGAAAUUGUGGGAAUGAUUCAACGAGUAAUCAAUCAAAGCCCAGUAUGGUUGACCUGCCUACUUCAUGCAAAAUGGCUGGAGUGGGUGCUGGCUUUUGUUUCGUCAUUUGUGAUAGUACUAAUUAAAAGCAGAAGAUGACCAUUUGUAUAUUUUCGUAACCAAGCUUUAUAAUUCUAUAGAAAUAUUUGCGUAUUUCUUACCCUCGUGUUUGUCUAUUUGUAAGAUAUUACAACAAUAUCUUUCUUAACUCCUAACAACUUAUGCUGUAAUUAAAAUUGUUAAUGUAUUCAUAAGCACAAUAAAACGCAACUAUAUAUUUAU